CCGAGGUCAGGAGGGUGUUUGUUGCGGUGUCUCCUCCAUAUCGUCCUACACCGGUCCCUGCCGCCUUUCCUGCCUCACAAGUUCACAGCAACAUCACCAACAACACUAAUACUCGCAAAAUGGCAGUUCCUCCAGCAUAUGCAGACCUUGGAAAAUCAGCAAAGGACAUCUUCAAUAAGGGAUAUGGUUUUGGGCUGGUUAAGCUUGAUGUGAAGACAAAGUCUUCAAGCGGAGUGGAGUUUAAAACGUCCGGCUCAUCCAACGUAGACACCAGCAAGGUCACCGGAACCCUGGAGACCAAGUACAAGUGGGCUGAGUAUGGGCUGACAUUCACAGAGAAGUGGACCACAGAAAACACACUCGGAACAGAAAUUUGUGUUGAGGAUCAGAUCACCAAAGGGCUGAAACUUACUUUUGACACGACAUUUUCACCAAAUACUGGCAAGAAGAGUGGCAAGGUCAAGACGGCUUAUAAAAGGGAAUACCUUAAUGCCGGCGUGGAUGUAGAUUUAGAUUUUGCUGGUCCUACAAUCCAUGGAGCAGCUGUAGCCGGCUACGAGGGCUGGCUGGCUGGCUACCAGAUGACCUUUGACACAGCCAAAUCCAAGAUGACCCAGAGCAACUUUGCCGUUGGUUACAAGACCGGGGACUUCCAGCUCCACACCAAUGUGAAUGAUGGUUCAGAGUUUGGUGGAUCCAUUUACCAGAAGGUAAACGACAAACUGGAGACUGCUGUGAAUCUUGCCUGGACAGCAGGCAGCAACGGCACUCGCUUUGGCAUUGCUGCAAAAUACCAGUUAGACUCUAGUGCCUCCAUAUCAGCCAAGGUUAAUAAUGCCAGCUUGGUAGGAAUUGGAUACACCCAGACACUGCGGCCUGGUAUGAAACUACUCCUCUCUGCACUGGUGGAUGGGAAGAAUAUCAAUGCUGGUGGUCACAAACUUGGUCUGGGCCUGGAGCUGGAGGCAUGAGGGUCUGCUCCACCAGUCCAUAGGAGGAAUAGGAAUAUCAGCUGAAUCUAACCCUGAGUGUUCCUGUCUGGUCAGCAACAGAUAUUUUCAAGCCAAAACAAAAACGAAGCCCAGUUCUUAAGCACUGUUAAGAUGGAAACCUUUCCACCAGCCUCCUUUUAUUGUGGUCACAGUAACCAGUCAUGUUUUAAUCACAUAUAUUUAUAAAUCAGCCACUCCUUAUGCCAAUUUAUCCUCUAUAAUGGUAGAAAAACCCUCUGCUGAGUGCACGAUGUCCUGGAAUGGUUUCACAAAUCAAAACCUUGUUAUUUUGCUGAAGUGUGAUAACGUAGAAUGUAAAUCUGAGCUGUUAUUUUGCACAGUAGAAUAUAUCUUUAUUUAAGCUCUUUCUCCCUUGUUUUAUUUGCACACUUUAUUUGUAUUUUGGUAGUGAUGCACUGCCUGUUGGAAGUUACUCCAACAAAAUAUGCUUAUCAAGGUCGAAGCCAACCUUUUGGCUGCUCUUCACUUAUCUUUCUAGAGAGGCUUAAUUGUGCUGUGUGAUGAGUUUGAGCACCUGCUUCUAAGCUGCAAGACAAUGCUAAAUGGAUUUUCCUUUCCUCAGUGUGACUCGAGUGAAAGAGUACGUGAGUGAAUCAUCCACUUUUCUUCCCAUUUUUGAGAACUGUGACACUAAUCAGGAAGCAGUUUGUGUGUUGGCGUGUGUCUAACCUUUGCAAUAAAGUCCUGAAACCAAC
This is a messenger RNA of Chelmon rostratus (copperband butterflyfish), 1708 nucleotides long. RefSeq names its product voltage-dependent anion-selective channel protein 2-like. Gene Ontology annotation, molecular function: voltage-gated monoatomic anion channel activity. NCBI's taxonomy places the organism in Eukaryota, Metazoa, Chordata, Actinopteri, Chaetodontiformes, Chaetodontidae. Bases 120 to 971 code for a protein of 283 amino acids. Gene Ontology annotation, biological process: monoatomic anion transmembrane transport. The transcript has 9 exons. Gene Ontology annotation, cellular component: mitochondrial outer membrane. The record is from RefSeq and is a predicted model, not a curated record.